Molecule: messenger RNA, 2422 nt
Organism: Solanum stenotomum
Lineage: Eukaryota; Viridiplantae; Streptophyta; Magnoliopsida; Solanales; Solanaceae
Product: homeobox protein ATH1
Exons: 5
Coding region: 575-2299 (574 amino acids)
Biological process (GO): regulation of transcription by RNA polymerase II
Molecular function (GO): DNA-binding transcription factor activity, RNA polymerase II-specific; RNA polymerase II cis-regulatory region sequence-specific DNA binding
Source: RefSeq, a predicted model, not a curated record
CCUUUUUUUUUUUAAGAAUAAAAUAAAAUAAUGUGUUUGUGAGGAAGAUGGUGAUUCUGAAUUUUCUGAGUUUCUUGGGUGUUGGGUUCUGAAUAAAAAUCUUGCUUUUCUUCCUCAUGCAAGCAAAACAUCUUACUUUUUGCAUUGCCUUUUUUUUUUUUUUUUUCUUGUAGUUUUUUGGGGGUGGGGUUGAUAUAUUGUACUAGUCCUCCCAUUAUUCCUUUUUUUACCCUUCCUUCUUUUUAUUGUUAAAGGGGAGAAAAAGGGUCUUUUGAUUAACAUUGUUUGGGGAGAAAGGGAAAAAAACCAAUGAUUUGUUUUGAGUUUUUCUCAACAUUUGGAUUUGGCAACAACCUUGGAAUUCUAUUUUAAGAGGAAUUGAAGCUGCUGUUUGUGGAAGUUUGGCACAAGCUUGGCAAUUCUAUUCAGCCAAAAGUAUAGAAGUGUGAACUAUCGAGGCUUAAUGGUUGUGGAAGAACCUUUUGUGUGCCAGCAGCUGUUGUUAGCUUGAUCUCUUAACUUUGUUGUUUCAUAGAAAUCCUGAAGUGAUGUGGAACUCAAUUUUCCACUAGAUAUGGCAGAGCCUCAUCGGAUUGUAGAUGAAAAUUUUCUUCAUACAACCAUUGUUCCCAUUAGUUUUCCCGAUACAGUUUGUAUGAACAAUCAAAACCACAUUAUGGAUGGACAAAACCAUAUCAUGGAUGGACAUGGAAUUCCUUAUCCUUUUAUGCUGCAAGGUGAAGCUGUAAACAGUUCUCAUGGUUUUCUAAAUGUACCUAAUUUUCCUCGACGUGUUGACACUGAAGCAAUUCACAAUGUGCUGCCGGCUGGGAGAAACAGAAUAAAAGAGUUUUCAGUGAGUACUUCUUAUCCACUCAGUAAUGCUUACACAGAUGAUCAAUAUAUGGAGGGAAUACCAAUUUCUGUAGUGUCUCUUGCUAAUCUUUUGGCUGCAAGGAACGCUAUGCAUGAGAAUCCUGAAAAUUUAGCGGUACUGGCUCCGUUAUCACAUCCUGCAGAAGGCCAGAAAAUUGAUGGUCUAGACUAUCCUAAUGUGUUGAAUCAUUCAUUUGGAUCCUACAGAAACUAUGAGUUUGAUGGUGUUUCGGAAAUUGCUGGGACGGUUGUAGGACGAGCAGGAUCUCAGCCUUUCCAAUUAACUGAAAAUGUGAAUUCAAACACAUGGUUCUCAUCAGAAACAGCUAGUUUGAGUUCUGAUAGUCCCUCUGGAUCCUCCCGAUUUAGCAACGAGCUCUGUCUAAGUCUCACAACAUCACAAUCUGCUGUUGCAUGUGGGACUACUAUCCGGGACCAAUGCUCGGAUAUAAGCUGCUCCGGUGUAACCAACCAUGCUUUCCCUCAAAGACGCUUUGAUUCAGAGCUAACUUCUUGCAACAGCAGAAAUCUGUCUUUAAACUUUGGUUCAUACAAACCUGUCCACCUUUCACAAUUCUUAACUGGAUCAAGAUAUCUCCGUGUAAUGCAAGAAAUACUCUCUGAAAUCGCUCAGUUAUCACUUCAAAAUCAUAACUUGGUUGGCUAUCGAGGAAAUGGGAUGGAGAAUGGUGCAAACACUUCAUUUGCUUUGAAUUCAGAUGCUGGAAGGGGCUAUGCAGCCAUGAGUUCCGAUGAUUCACCUGAUGGAGACCAUAGAAUCAUUGGUCUGAUGGAUUGUGAAGCAAAGAAAAAGAAUCUGGUAGCUUUGUUGCAAGUGGUUGACGAUCAAUACAACCAAUGCUUAGAUGAGAUUCAUAUGGUCGUCUCUGCAUUUCAUGCUGUGACCGAGUUGGAUCCUAGUAUACAUGCUCGUUUCGCCCUUCAAACAAUCUCCUCCUUGUACAAAAACCUGAGGGAGAGAAUAAGCAAUUACAUUCUCGCAAUGGGAGAACAUUUCAACAAAGGAGGAGAAAGGGGAGUAGAGAAGUCAUUCGAAACAUCCUUCAUUCAAAAGCAGUGGGCACUUCAGCAGCUAAAACGAAAAGAUCAUCAGUUAUGGAGGCCACAGAGAGGCUUGCCAGAAAGAUCUGUCUCAGUUUUGAGAGCAUGGAUGUUUCAAAACUUUCUUCACCCAUAUCCAAAGGAUGCAGAGAAGCAAUUGCUGGCAGUAAAAAGUGGAUUGACAAGGAGUCAGGUAUCGAAUUGGUUCAUAAAUGCUCGAGUUCGUCUAUGGAAACCAAUGAUUGAGGAAAUGUAUGCUGAGAUGAACAGAAGAAGAAUUCGUGCUGGAAAUGAAGAUGAAGCUAACCAUCAUCGAAGAAAUCACAAAAUUAUUGAGAGUCAUUUAUUUACAAUGAAGUGACAUGAUGAUGAUUAUGAUUAUGAUUAUGUAUAAUAAUAUUUUUGAGUUCAUAGAUAUAUCACUAGUUUAGUUGAUCUUUUGCUCAAAAUUUGCGCAAUUGUACAUCUGCUGUAUCUAAGACUC